AUGUGGUUCUUGAUUGCUGAGACCAAGGGCCACGUCCAACUCGCCUUUCCCUGUCAUUGUCGCCAUCCUGCUGAGCUGGACGAACUAUUUGAGCGAAAGAUUAAGCCGUUCCGCUUCCACAAGACUACCACCGUCACCCAGCGUAUGGCCCAGAUGAAUGGAGAGGAGCGUGCUUAA
Molecule: messenger RNA, 177 nt
Organism: Fusarium falciforme
Lineage: Eukaryota; Fungi; Ascomycota; Sordariomycetes; Hypocreales; Nectriaceae
Product: MFS domain-containing protein
Exons: 2
Coding region: 1-177 (58 amino acids)
Source: RefSeq, a predicted model, not a curated record